GAAUAAUUUCUAAAGAAGUUUUCAAGAAAAAAAGAGAUGGAUAUUACAGAUAACAAUUUUAGAAUCAUAUCAGAGUACUUGGCUAAUACUUUGAACCCCGACGCUAAUGUCCGACGACCUGCCGAACAGUUUUUGGAAAAAGUAGAUCACAAUCGAAACUUUCCGCAGCUUUUACUACUCUUGAUCGAAAAGGAUGAAGUUGAUAUGACCAUUCGCACUGCUGGUGCUAUUGCCUUUAAAAAUUAUAUUAAACGCAAUUGGGGCCGGCCAAACGAUUAUCCUGAUGAACCUGACAGGAUUCAUGAAAGUGAUCGUGAAGCUAUCAAGAAAAUGAUUGUUCCAAUGAUGUUAAAAUCAUCAAUUUCGAUUCAAAAACAAUUAAGUGAUGCCAUUCAGAUUAUUGGAAAAUACGAUUUCCCUAAAAAGUGGCCACAACUUAUCGAUGAAAUGAUUGAAAAGUUCCAAUCUGGUGACUUUCAUGUCAUUAAUGGUGUGCUUAAAACAGCUCAUUCAAUUUUUAAACGUUAUCGAUAUGAAUUCAAAUCACAGGAGUUAUGGGAAGAAAUCAAACAUGUAUUGGAUAAGUUUGCUAAACCACUAACAGAGUUAAUGCAGGCUACAAUGAAUCUCACUGUGACUCAUGCAAAUAAUGAAGCAGCUUUGAAAGUUAUUUACGGAUCACUUGAAUUAAUGUGUAAAGUCUUCAAUUCGCUUAAUUCUCAAGAUCUGCCCGAAUAUUUUGAAGACAAUAUGUCAACAUGGAUGACAAUCUUUCAUCAACUUCUUGUCACAAAUGUUCCAUGUUUAGUAACAAAUGACGAUGAUGAACCAGGAGUGUUAGAAAUGCUUCGUUCUCAAAUUUGUGACAAUAUCGCAUUAUAUGCUCAAAAAUAUGACGAAGAAUUUGCUCCAUUUAUGCCUCAAUUUGUCACAGCUGUUUGGGAAUUGCUGGUGAAUACAGGACAACAACCGAAAUAUGAUUCACUUGUGACAAAUGCACUUCAAUUUUUGAGUACUGUUGCCGGACGUCAACAAUAUCGAAAUUUGUUUGAAGAUCCAAAUGUCUUGGCAAGCAUUUGUGAGAAAGUUAUCGUUCCAAACAUGGACUUUAGAAAUUCCGAUGAAGAAUUGUUUGAAGAUAAUCCAGAAGAAUACAUAAGGAAAGAUAUUGAAGGGUCGGACAUUGAUACAAGACGACGUGCUGUGUCUGAUUUCGUUCGAACAUUGUCACAAUAUUUUGAGAACAAAAUCGUCGAACUUUUCAGUCAAUAUUUGAAUGUUUUAUUGCAAAGAUACAAAUCGGAUCCGAAGAACAAUUGGCGAUCAAAAGAUACUGCAAUUUAUUUAGUUACGACAUUGGCAUCGAAAGGCGCAACACAAAAACAUGGAGUGACGCAAGCAUCACAACUUGUGCCUUUACCUCAAUUUUGUCAGACAGAAAUAAUUCCGGAACUUGAACGACCAGAUGUAAAUGAAAUGCCGGUGUUGAAAGCAGAUGCUCUAAAAUUCUUGAUGACAUUCCGAACAAUGCUUGGACAACAAAUUAUUCAAACAAUUCCUCAAGUUGUUCGGCAUUUACAAUCAGACAGUUUCGUCGUUCACAGUUAUGCUGCUUGUAAUCUCGAGAAAAUGCUCAUCAUGAAAGAUUCAAGUGGAAAUUCUUUAAUCACUCAAGAAAUCAUAGCACCAUUUAGUGAGAAUGUUAUUGGCGGACUCUUCACAGCACUCACCAAACCCAAUUCAGGGGAGAAUGAAUACAUCAUGAAGGCAAUUAUGCGAUCAUUUAGUACAUUAAAUGAACACACAAUGCCCUUCAUGGCUGUGGCUUUACCGAAAUUGACAGAAAUUCUUACACAAGUUGCAAAAAAUCCAUCAAAGCCGCAUUUCAAUCAUUAUUUGUUUGAAACAAUCGCUUUAUCGAUAAAGAUUGUUUGCAAGAUUGAGCCAAAUGCUGUGACAUCAUUCGAAGAAGCUCUUUUUCCUCAAUUCCAAAAUAUUCUUCAAGCUGACAUCAUGGAAUUCUUGCCAUACGUUUUUCAAAUGUUGUCAUUGUUGAUGGAGAUUAGACAGACAAUUGGAUCAGUUCCGGAUCCAUAUUUGGCUUUGUUUCCUUGCUUGUUGAGUCCAGUGCUGUGGGAACGUCCAGGAAACAUCACGCCUUUGAUUCGACUUCUUUGUACGUUUGUGAAACAAGCAUCACCUCAAAUACAAGCGCAAGGAAAAUUAAUGGCUGUGCUUGGAGUUUUUCAAAAGAUGAUUGCAUCGAAAGCAAAUGAUCAUGAAGGAUUUUAUUUGUUGCAGAACUUGUUGAUGUAUUAUCCACGUAAUGAUCUUCAACAGAACAUGUCACAGAUCUUUACGUUGUUGUUUCAACGAUUAAGCUCAUCAAAAACAACGAAAUAUGUGAAAUCUCUUAUUGUCUGUUUCACUUUUUAUGCGGCUAAGAUUGGUCCAAAUGAAUUGAUUCAACUUAUUGAUGGCAUUCAAAAUCAACUGUUUGGAAUGGUUUGUCAAAGAGUUUUCAUAACUGAUGUGAACAAAGUUUCUGGAGAUGUAGAUCGUAAAAUUGUUGCUGUUGGAAUGGCGAAAAUUCUUUGCGAAUCACAAACAAUGUUGCAGCAGUAUUUUGCUCACUGGACAGGAAUGUUGCAAGCUUUGAUCGAAUUAUUUGAACUUCCACCUGACGAAUCAAGUAUCGAAGGUGACAACUUUAUUGAAAUUGAAGAUACUGCUGGAUAUCAAGUCACAUACUCACAACUUAACUUUGCUACUGGUAAACGAGAUGAUCCUGUGUCUGAGAUUUCUGAUGGGAAAAGACAUUUAGUUGAAUUACUGAGCAAGAUGCAACAACCUGAAGUGAAAAAUGCAUUAAGACAAAUGCCGGCUCAUCAUCAAGCAGCGCUUCAAAAAUACGCCACACCUUAUGGCGUUUACGUUGGAGCGCUAUCGAUACAUUACGAAGCUCUGAGUGUUGAAGCCUCAAAGCAGACGACAGCCGAAGAAAUAGUAUCCUGCAUAGUGGAACGACUUGGAUUGACUGGCAAUAAUUAUGAGUUAGCGGAAGUUAUUGGACAUUGUAAAGAACGAAGACUUUCAUCACAUGAAAAGCCGGUAUCAUUGAAACUUCUAUGGCCAAAACAUUCUGAUCCACAUUUUGGGCGUUUCUAUUUACGUGAGAAACAACCACAAGAGCCGACAUGGCUUGACAGCUAUGGUUUCGAUCCUCAAGUACUUAAAGAAUUUCUUUCACAACCUGAGAAUCGAGAAUAUCCUGAUUUGUGCCAAUUGCCCGAUCUCAAUGAAUCAACACUUCUCGAGAACCUCCGACAACGCUUCGAAGCUGGGCAUAUCUACACAUAUGUUGGAUCGAUUCUAAUUGCUGUGAAUCCAUUUCGUUUUCUGCCAAUUUACAACCCAAAAUAUGUGAGACUGUAUCAGAAUCAAAGAAUUGGGCCAAUACUUCCGCCACACAUUUUUGCCAUUGCCGAUAACGCUUACUAUUGCAUGUUAAAGGAGAAACGCAAUCAAUGUGUCGUUAUAAGUGGCGAAAGUGGUUCGGGAAAAACAGAAAGUACGAACUUUUUACUUCAUCAUUUAACGGCAUUGUCACAGAAGGGUUCACAUGGUUCUGGGGUUGAGCAAACAAUUCUCAGUGCUGGGCCAGUUCUUGAAGCUUUUGGUAAUGCAAAAACAGCGCACAAUAAUAAUUCGAGCCGUUUUGGAAAGUUUAUUCAGGUAAAUUAUCGUGAAAAUGGAAUGGUUCAAGGAGCUGUUGUUCAAAAGUAUCUGCUUGAAAAGAGUCGAAUAGUUUCUCAGGGAACAUACGAAAGGAACUAUCACGUCUUUUAUUAUUUGCUCUCUGGUGCCACCGAACAUGAACGUGAUACACUUCAUCUACUGCCAGCUGAAAAGUAUCAUUACCUCAAUGCAAAGAAUCUGACGUUGGAGAAUUGUGAUGAGAAAUAUGAAUUCUCACGUCUUAAGCAGAGUAUGGAAAUGGUUGGCUUUUCACCAGAGAAACAAAGGCGACUCUUUAUGGUUUUGUCUGCUGUUCUUCUACUUGGAAACAUUGAAUUUUAUCCGAAAAAGUCGACGUAUCAUCAUGAUGAAAGUGUUCAAGUGCGAAAUCUCGACGUUGUUCAUCUCAUAUCGGAAUUGUUAAAGGUCAAAUAUGAAACUCUUUUAGCAGCACUUACAUCAAAGCGUGUCAAAGCAAGUGGCGAAACGCUUAUUAUGCAAUACAAACUUCCAGAAGCAAUAGCUGCAAGAGAUGCACUCGCAAAAUGUCUCUACGGUGCACUCUUUGAAUGGAUUGUGCUUCAAGUUAAUCAUGCAUUGUUGAACAAAGAUCAAGCCCUUCAUACUGGACAUUCAAUUGGUGUACUUGAUAUAUUUGGCUUUGAAGAUUUCGGAAUGCACAAUAAUUUUGAGCAGAUCUGCAUCAACUACGCUAAUGAACAUCUGCAAUAUUAUUUUAAUCUCCACGUUUUCAAAUACGAACAAAAAGAAUAUAAACGAGAAGGAAUUAAAUGGACUGACAUUGAAUUCCUUGACAACUCUGGUUGUCUUCAUUUAUUUGAAUCUAAACCAACGGGUUUGUUGUGCAUCUUAGAUGAUUCGUGCAACUUUCCUGGUGGUAGUAAUGAAAAUCUCCUUCAUAAAUUUAAUAACAUUCACAAAGACAAUCCGUUUUAUGAGAAGCCACAGAGAAAGGAAAAUGCUUUUAUAAUCAAACAUUAUGCUGGAAAAGUGAAAUAUCAGGUUGCUGAAAUGCGGGAGAAGAAUCUCGAUCUUAUGCGACAGGACAUCGUUAGUGUCUUAAAAAAUUCCAGCAUGGCAUUUGUUCGUGAACUUGUUGGAGCUGACCCUGUUGCAGUGUUUCGUUGGGCAAUCUUACGAGCAUUCUUUCGUGGUUAUUUUGCAUUCCGAUCAGCUGGGAUUAAGCACAGGAAAGAACGAGCUGAUCAGUCAUUAAGCAAAAUCACAACAAAGACGAGAUUCCGAACAGGAAAUGAUAGUCUGGUUAGUAAGCGAAUCAAUUCAACGACAACUUUUAUGGCUCUUAAUGCCAGUAACGAACCAACAACGAAUUUUAUUCACCAUCGUGUUCAUAACAGUCCAUUACAACAAGCAACAACACCGCCACGUCGUUCGUGGUCAACAUUUACAUUUAACAACAAAAACUUCCCUGAUGGAAAAUUAACUUACGAAAGUCAACAAUUGGGAAAUGAAAAGAUUCCUUGGAAGAUCAACGAUGUCACUGAAAUUGUUCGAUCACGCGAUGGUAAAGAGCGUCAAGACGUUAUGGCACGAGCGUCACAAAUCGUGAUGAAAAAUAAAUCGUUUAGACCGCGAGAACGACCGAAGAAAGGACUUAAAAAUCUGCAAUCAGUUAAGACAUUGACAGCUGGUCAAAACUUGAUAAAUAAUCAAACGUCUGUUAAGACGAGAAAGCAGCCGCUGACAGUCACCGCACAAUUUCAAAAUUCACUUAUAGCUCUAAUGGAGACGUUGAAUCAGGCAAACCCAUUCUUCAUUCGAUGUAUUAAAUCGAAUCCCAACAAGAUUCCAAAUCAGUUCGAUGAUGCGACAGUAACAAGACAGCUUCGCUAUACUGGAAUGCUUGAAACAGUUCGAAUACGUCGUGCUGGUUACAAUGUUCGUCUUACUUAUGAAGAGUUUAUUCAGCUCUAUCGGAUUCUAUUACCGAAAGGACUUCUUAGCUCGCAAAAAGAUGUUCGAGAUUUUAUGAAUCGUUUUAUGGAUCUUAACAAGCAACAUUAUCAACUUGGCUUGACGAAAAUUUACAUGCGCGAGAAUCAAAAGAUGCGAUUAGACAUUCGACUUCAUACAAAAAUUAUCGAGUCGAUUGUUUGUAUUCAACGAUGGUUUCGAAGUAUUUUACAACGUCGAAAGUUCCUGUUACAACGGCAAGCAGUUGUGACAAUUCAAUCAAAUUGGCGAAUGUGUAUGGCACAAAAGCAAGUUCAUUUUCGACGUGCUUGCUAUCAUGGAGCUGCGAUAACAAUUCAAGCACAAUGGCGAAUGUAUGUGAUGAGAAGAAAUUAUUUGAAGCUUCGACAAACGGUGAUUCUUCUUCAAGCUUACAUUCGAGGAAAGUUGGCAAGAACAAAAUUCCAUCAAAGUCUUAAACAAAAGCAUAUGCGCGAACGUCAACGAUUGCGAUCAACUCAAAGUCUCCCAGCACACGAGCGAAGUGUUGAUGUUCAUUUUGAACCUGUGAAACGUAUUCGAACGCCAACACCACAUUACAGCUUAGAUUCUGAAGUUGAACUGUGUCAGGAACCUGAAGAGUCGCCAUCACAUCGUUUGAGUAAACAGAAACGCGAUCAAAUGUUGGAUCAAACGGAACAGCAGAUAAGAAAUUUAUUAAUCAACAAAGACGAUCAAUACUCGUCGAGAAAGUCGUCAUCGUCAUCGGUUUCAAAUGCAGAGCCUUUUAUUUCAUAUCAACCGCCAUCGACAACCUUCAGACAUGACGAUGUCCUUGAUCUUGGCACGAAACUUUACGAUGUUGAGAAAGCGAUGAAGAGAAAUGAAGAAAGUGACAACACAUUGAAACGCUUCGAUGUCACAAAAAUGCCAAUAAGGCGAAUUGAUUCAGGUCCGGCAAGAAGAGAAAUUCGAUUCGAUUCAAACAACGGUGUUCGUCCAACACCCGCGACAGAUGUUGAAAUUGUCUUCGUGAAUACAGCACUUCAACAACAACAACAACAACAGCAGCAGCAACAACAGCCGAUUCCAUCGUCGUCAUCAUCUGGAUCAAUGACAAGCACAAGAUCAAGUCCAUAUAAUCAACAAUAUAGUCUCGACACACUUCCACAUCGUCGCGAUAUUGUAAGCCGAAGUUUAAAUGAUGAAUUCCAAAAUUAUCAACCGCCGAUUGUUUAUCAUCAACCACCACAACAAAUGCAGCAUGAAAAUCUCUCACGAAGUGCAACAACAUCAGUUGGUGUCGCUCCAAAAGGAAAAGCUGCUGCGCUACUGGGAACGAUAGCAGAGUCAUCGUCAACAAAGCAUAAGAAAGAUAUGGAAAUUCUCAGUAAGCAUAAGCGAACGAAAAAUAAUAUGAGUGAUGAAAUGACGACGGGUCCUUAUUACGGUGCAACAGCAAAAAUUCAUAAACUCGAUGCGACAUUAGCACGAAGAAAUUCAGAUCCAGCAAAUAAGAUUCCACUUCUUGAAGUGAAUCGUGGAAAUGAUUUAUAUCAAUCGAGUACAAAUAUCAACAUUGGUGGUCAUCGUUUUAGGAAAGUUACAAGAAUUGGUAAAAGUGAGAAGUGUGCGAGUUGUGAUGAAACGGAUUCGUUUAUCUCAGAAGGUCAUCGUUGUCUUGAUUGUAAGAUUCUUGUGCAUACAAAAUGUAUUCAGAAUGGUGGAAUAAAAAGCAUCAAAUGUACUGCGAAAAGAUCAGGAAAACGAGUGAAGAAGAUGACGGAGAGAGAGAAAAUUGCUGCUGGUACGAGUGGAACGCCAAAUUCUAAAUUCAGUGGAACUAAAGAGUACACAGAUUCAACUGAUAAGAUUAUAAGUGACGCUAAGGAGCUUCAAUUGAUGCAAGACUUCAUAACACAGAAAAUAUGUAAAAUGGAAGGCGAAAAAGUGUCGGAAGUUGAUCGUGUUUUUAAACAAGCUCUCAGAGAGUUUAAAGAUAAUCUCGUUGCACAAUAUAGCGUCGCACAUAAACAAAACAGCGACAUGCUUAAUAUCAAAUAUCGCGAUCUUAUCACAAAUUUCGAGCAAGUUAUUGAAACAUCGUGUGGUAAAACUGAUGAUUUUCCCAAAACGAUGGGCGUAAAUGCCUUUCGUGGUUUUAUGAAUGAAUUUAUGAAUUCGAGGGAAACUGAGAAGCCAAAAGCUAAACGGAAAAAGGAUAAGAAGAGAAAAGCUGAUGAGCAAAUUCCUUUCAAUGGUCAUAUUUUCCAGUCGACAAUCAUCAACAUAGCGACGGUUUGUGAAAUUUGUCAACAAUUUUUACUCUGGCCGAUUGAGCGUGGCUUGGUUUGUCAAAAUUGUCCGCUCACCGUUCAUAAAAAGUGUCAUGUAAAAGCAUUACCAUGCAGUAAGUCAACAUCAUCAAGUGGACAUGGCGGCAUGAGUAAUAACGAACCUGGAAAACUCUUCAAAAUUCCACUGACACAACUGUUUGCAAUGGAGGGUGGUGCAAAGAUACCAACAAGAAUUGAUCAAUUGAUAACAAAGAUUGAAAUGCAUGGACUUUAUGCUGAAGGAUUGUAUAGAAAGAGUGGAGUCAGUUCAAAGAUCAAAGAACUGCAAAGAAAGAUGAACGAAUUGGGUGAAAUCGACUACGAGUCAUAUAACGUUCAUGUCCUCACAAAUGUUCUCAAAACUUUCCUUCGUGACCUUCCUGAGCCUCUUCUUACAUUCGAUCGAUAUGACGAUUUUCUCCGUGCUGCUGAAUUAUCCGAUGAAUCCGAUCGUGUUCAGACGUUGCUUUCCCUCAUCAAGAAACUACCUCCGGCCCAUCAUGCACUGCUCGAACGCUUAGUUUUUCAUUUAGCAAGAGUUGCACAACGUGAAGAAUAUAAUCGAAUGUCAGCCAGUUCGCUUGCAAUUGUUUUCUCGCCUUGUGUGUUAAGAACAAAUCGACCAUUACCAGCACAAGAUAGUCUCAAUGACAUCAGUCGACAGACGAAAUGUAUUGAGACAAUAAUAACACAAAAGAUGUUGAACAUCAAAAGCACUUUAGCAGACAUUGAUACGCUUGACACGGCAGCACAUACCGCAACAACACGACUUAGUACAUUGCGAAGUUCUAAAGUGUUCACACAAGAAGAAUUCAAUGCAACAGCACGAGCUGGAAGAGAAUCGGCCGAAGCUGAAGAGAUGUUAUUGGAAGGUCAUAUUCAAGAGAUUAAAAAAGAGAAAGCUUUGCUAACAUCAACAUUGCCAAGUUUGGCGCGUGCCAAUUCUGAUGAUGAUUUAUUGUCAACAGAUCUCGAUGGUGAAGGUGGAAGUUUAGAUGAUUUGAGUAAAGAACGAGACGGAAUGGAAUGUCAUAAAAUUGGAAGAGAAUCUCGUGAUGUGAGUGUCGAUUCAGCACUUAGUUCGGUUGAUGGAACAGCAUCUCCAGCUUCACAUAAUCAAAGACUUUCUAGUAGCACCACCACCAGCACUGCUGACGAUGAAAUGGCUGUGAAAUAUAAUUUACGUGAUCAAAACAUUGAUUAUAUUCCAACAACGCGACAACGCGUUACAACAUCAAUGAUUCAUCAACAAAAGUCGCCACUUAGAAAUGUCACGACUUGUAGCAUUAACAGUUCAGCGAAUAUCGUGAAGAAUGGCGAAGGUCGUGAGAGUCGCGGUUCAGAUUUACAACGUCAGAAACCGAUUGUGAUGAGAAGCAUUAGUGGCGGUGGAUAUGAGACGAAUGUUGGGAAGAGUCAUCAUCAGCCAUCAACUGCUAUGGGAUUGCAAAGAGCUGGAACAAUGGCAACAAUGGAAACGUCCAACCAUAAUAACAACAAUAACGACAGUGAUGAUGCGACGAGAAAGUCAAAGAAUCAAAGCAUUGAAGAUGAGCCAAUCAUGGUGUAAGUAAAUAAGUAAAUAAAUUAAUAAAUAAAUAAGCGAAUGAGUGGACUAAACAACUACACAAAACACUCGCUCAUGCACACUUAAAAGAAGCUUUCAUUAAAAGUAUUUUGGUUUAAAAUUUUCAACUCUUCCUUUUUAACGCAAAUUCCUUGUCGUAAACCUAAUGUGAUAAGUUAUCAUUCGAAGAAAGAGAGAAAGAAAGAAAAAAAUGGUUAAAACUAUUCCAAUUUCAUUGUUUAUGUAGAAGAAGCAAAUGAUAAAAAUUAUUCCGAAAGUAUUUUUCAAGAAAACACAAAAAAAAUUAUGAAAAAUUUUUCCAGUAUUUUUAAAGACGAAAAAAAAUAUAUAAAAAUUAAUUAAAUUUUAUUUCUUGGUAUUAAUCAAAUGAUGUUUGAAUUCUCAUAUAAUGUUUAACAGACAAAAGAAAAUUUAUGAAGGAAAGAAAUAUUAUUGAGAGAGAAAAAUAAAUUUUAUGAAUUUACAUUGAUCGUGUUGAAUGUAAAGCCUUUUGUAAUGGAAUUUAUUGCCACAUCACCGUGAAAAAAAAAGAAUCAAUCUACCUGAAUGAAAACAUUAAAAAAUGAAGAAGUUUACAGAAAAUUUAUUAGAGAAGAAGUUUUCCCAUAAUUUCAACUUAACAUAAUGAAAAACUGUGUACAAAAAUAUUAAAAAAAAAACGAUUUAAAUUUGAAGUGAGAGAAGAAAAACAUUUUUCUUUAGACUUGACGUGAGUGAAUGAGACUUAAAAUAGAAAGAUAUAAUAAAAGAAAAGUGAACAAUUGAAUAUUAAUUUGUGCAAUAUUCUUUUUGAGAGUUUUUCAAUCAUCAAAAUAUUUUUGAAUGUAGCAUUCUACAAACGUUCACAAUAUUCCUUCUCUUUUCUGUGACAAACUCUAUGCCAAAACAUUUCUAAAACAUUUUCAUUUCUAUUUAUUUUUACAUCUUUCUUUUUGUAACAAAAAAAGCCUGUUCUACUCAGUAGCACAGGCUUUCUUCUACCCAAAAGACUUGAAAAGCCUUUUUACAAAGUUAGGGCCACCGCGAAGUUAGAGACUUUCCUUGACGAAGAAGCCAAAACAAAUUAAUUAAAAAAUAGUGAAUCUCGAUGCAGCUUCUAAUUGUUAUUUAAAUUUCCCAGGACGUAAAAGAAAACAAAGUUUCACUUUAAUUUCCUAAAUAUUUUCAUAAUAAAUCGUGAGAUUACUUUCUGAUGAUUAUUCAAAUCAACUUGAAAGCAAAAACAUAAAAAAAUAAAUAAAAGAAAAAGAUGAAAACAAAUUUACUUAAUUAAUUCUAUUUUCCUUAAAGUGAAGGAAAUGAAUUUGAAUUUAACUCUAAAUAAUUUUCUUUAGAAAAAUAAAAUAAUGAAAUUUAACACAUUUGGGAGUGAGUUAAGAAUUGACAGCGACAUUGACUUGUUAAGAUUAAAA
Molecule: messenger RNA, 11009 nt
Organism: Clunio marinus
Lineage: Eukaryota; Metazoa; Arthropoda; Insecta; Diptera; Chironomidae
Source: the annotation of a GenBank genome assembly